AUGACUGUUGUGCUAGCGACUAUGAUUCUCGGGGCGCUAAUAGCCCUUUACUUUUAUUUGACGCGAACUUACAAGUACUGGCAAAAACGUGGAGUUCCAUGUGUGGAUGGAGUCUUGCCGGGAUUCGGUAACAUGUUGUCGGUGAUUAGCAUGAAAACGCAUAUCGCUGAUUUCUGUUCCAAGAUUUACAAGGAUAACAAAGGUCGCAGCAUGGUUGGGAUCUAUGACUUUACGUCACCGGCAUUAAUAAUCAUCGAACCAACACUAGUGAAAGUGGUGCUGCAAACCAAUUUUUCAAGUUUUGCUGAAAACGCUGUUCAUAUUGAUGCUGAAACUGACCACCUCUUAUCGUAUAAUCCUUUCUGCCUUUCCGGUGAGAAGUGGUUAAACAGCAGAAAACGAUUAACUUACGCAUUUUCCAGCAUGCGAUUAAAAAUUCUGCUCGAAAGCGUUAAAAAGGUGUGCGCGACGAUGGAGAACUACAUGGAUAGGCAGCUGAGCAACAACGAAAAGGAGUUUGAACUGAAGGCCUUAUUUUCCAGAUACUCCGCUCAGGUAGUAGCUGGUGCUGGCUUCGGCGUAGAUGGAUACUGCUUCGAUGACGAAAAAAAAGAUAUAUCUUUCAGAAAAAUCCUGCAAGCCAUUUUCAAACCGUCUACACGAAGAACAAUUAUGUACGCUCUCACUUUUCUCAUUCCAUCGUUGAAUAAAAUCUUGAAACUAAGCAUAGUCCCGAAGCACGUUGACAAUUUCUUCAGAACAUUAGUUGCAGAACACAUGAAACAAAGAAGAAAGGACGGAAUACCUAGAAACGAUUUCCUCCAUUUGAUGGCUGAACUGGAGCGAGCGGAGGGCGACAAAUUCGAUGAUUUAAUGCUUACGAGUCAGGCGAUGUCAUUCGUUUUCGACGGCUACGAGACGUCCAGCACUGUUAUGAGUUUCAUUGGAUUUGAUUUGGCCCGUCAUCCAGAAAUACAGGAGAAAUUACGAAAAGAGGUGUUAUCCGUACUUAACAAAAACAACGGAGAAAUCACUUAUGAAGGCUUGAAAGAGAUGACAUAUAUGGAUCAAGUCUUCAAUGAAACACUCAGAUUGUUACCCGGAGGUUUCGUAAUGAAGAAACGUUGCACGGAAGAGUUCGAACUGAAAGGCUCUGAUGGAGUUGCCUGUCGCGUGUCACACGGAAUGGAAAUUUUAAUACCAGUUCCAGCUUUCCAUAAGGAUCCCCAAUAUUGGGAAAAUCCCGAGAAAUAUGAUCCUGAAAGAUUCAACUCGGAAAAGAAACACAGCAUCGACAGAUUCACGUUUCUUCCAUUCGGCGAAGGUCCGCGAAUAUGUGUAGGCAUGAGAAUGGCCCGGCUGCAGAUGAAGGCAGGUUUGGCUAUGAUUUUGAGAAAAUACAAGCUGGAACUGUCACUGAAGACGCGAAUACCAUUAAAGAUGAUUUCUAACACUGUACCAGUACCAAAAGGCGGUCUUUGGGCAUAUUUUAGACAACUUUAAAAACGAAAAUCUUUUAAUUUUUCCAAGUUUUUAAUCGUGCAUAUUUUUUAAUGC
Molecule: messenger RNA, 1557 nt
Organism: Cyphomyrmex costatus
Lineage: Eukaryota; Metazoa; Arthropoda; Insecta; Hymenoptera; Formicidae
Product: cytochrome P450 6j1
Exons: 1
Coding region: 1-1503 (500 amino acids)
Molecular function (GO): oxidoreductase activity, acting on paired donors, with incorporation or reduction of molecular oxygen; iron ion binding; monooxygenase activity
Source: RefSeq, a predicted model, not a curated record